AUGUCUCCAUUCUUAACCUUUGGGAAUAUUCGCCGAAGGAAUAUCUACCCAUCACCAACAGCACUGCCGCCGACCUCACCACCACUACCUCCUCCGCCAAGCUAUCAAUCCAUCCAAGAACAAGAUCAGAAACCAAGUCUUCAUCGUUAUUUCAUUCAACAGAAGUUGACUACGCAUGAAUUUAUCCAUCUUUUGAGUUUGAUCAUUAUCGUUGAUCUUACGAUUAUAAUCUUAGUACAUCUUCAGGGACAAUUGUGGCUCCCAUUCUGCCUUUCCUCCAUCAUGUGGUACAUCGUAGGAGAUGGACAAUCUUACAGCCAUAUCCCGGUCGACAGGUAUAUAUUCCCAACUACGUUCAGAGAGAUAUUCCUCAGGAAAGACGUCCUCCUGAAAUCCACUCUGAGGACGUUGGCCUGGGUGAACAACUUACUAUUUUCCGCAUGUUUGUGCAAAGUACUUUAUAGGUUGGAUACACCUUGCGUUUAA
This is a messenger RNA of Kwoniella mangroviensis CBS 8507, 486 nucleotides long. RefSeq lists its product as uncharacterized. The transcript has 5 exons. NCBI's taxonomy places the organism in Eukaryota, Fungi, Basidiomycota, Tremellomycetes, Tremellales, Cryptococcaceae. The record is from RefSeq and is a predicted model, not a curated record. Bases 1 to 486 code for a protein of 161 amino acids.